UAUCCAUUUGAAUUGGUUUGAACUGUUAAAAUCGAUAAACAUCGUGUCAUAUAGUAAGGCUCUUUUUCAUUAAAAAUUAUUUCUUCUACUGAAAAAUACAUGUUUUAUUUUUAUCAAUAAUUGCUAUUUUCCUAAGCGAAAAUGGAAUCGCAGCACUUCAAACUGCUCUACUCUUAACACAGCGCCACCUACGCCUUUAGUUUCCUUCUGUGCUGACAUCUGUCGUCAAAACACGUCAGCUGCGAGAACUAUAAGGAAAAAAGUGAGAAGUUUACCAUCCUUUCUGACCGAAUGACUGCUGGUUCGAAUCUCACCGCAGACCGACUGUUUGCGUUACACGGGUAGCUAGACAACUUCCAGUACUAAACUAUCUCGGUCAAGACCAAAUCCACUCCUGAAACCGAAGUGGAGACCAUGCACAGUUCUCGGGAAAGACCAAUUCCUCAAAGCGGCAAAAUGGAAACCAUCGAAGGUACUCAGGUGAGUACUAUCAGUAUAAGUUCUAAAAUGUGUUUCUCAGUGUAAGACUUCGGAGCUCCACCGAGUCCCGAAGCGAGUGCCUGCGAGCGUGUCGGGAGAAGAUGGCUCCCUUCCUUGCCGCUGCCUGCAACAAGAUGCAUGCAUGCAACGAUGACAGCGCUGCGGAGACUCUGUUGCGCGUCUUGGGGGAGUAUGAGCAUGUUCUCCCCGAGGACGCGCCCCGACGCCCCCACGUGAAGAAGGAAGACGAUGAAGAGGAGGAGCCACGGUACACUGUCUGGGUGGAGGGCUUCAGCAUCGGAGAGGCGGGCAGCCUGGUCGACGCCCUCACCCUGUGGGCGUGUGCCUUCUUCAUCUUUCAUCAAAAAACCGGCCGGCUGCAGAAAAACACAUGCUGGUUCAUGCGGUGCUAUAUCCUAGACCUACCGGUGGAAAAGGCGGUGGACCGAAACGUGGCCAAGGCCAUCCAGGAUAUGGUGCGCUGAAGCCUUGAAGGCUUCUCGGUCGCAAGGGGCGGCCAG
Molecule: messenger RNA, 1001 nt
Organism: Amphibalanus amphitrite
Lineage: Eukaryota; Metazoa; Arthropoda; Thecostraca; Balanomorpha; Balanidae
Exons: 2
Coding region: 582-965 (127 amino acids)
Source: RefSeq, a predicted model, not a curated record